AUCAAGCUAUAAAACAACCACCACGCGCUCCGCGCAAAACCCUCCCGGCUCAGCCUCGUCCACCCAGCGCCGCCGCUUCCUUCUAGGGCUCGCUCCUCUUUCCUCCCCUCCUCCGCCUCCGAGCCCGAGCAAGACCUCCAAGAUGGUGCUCCAGAACGACAUCGACCUGCUUAACCCGCCGGCGGAGCUCGAGAAGCUCAAGCACAAGAAGAAGCGCCUCGUCCAGUCCCCCAACUCUUUCUUCAUGGACGUCAAAUGCCAGGGAUGCUUCAACAUAACCACUGUUUUCAGUCACUCCCAGACUGUUGUUGUGUGCCCGGGCUGCCAAACUGUCCUCUGCCAGCCCACAGGAGGAAAGGCCAGGCUCACGGAGGGCUGCUCCUUCCGUCGGAAGGGUGACUAGAGCAGAAUCUGGAAGGGGAUGUUUGUACUGGCCAAGUGUUUCACUUUCCAGUAGUCUUCAAAAUUUUGCACUAUGUGAAACAUUAGGGUCUUGAAACUGCUGCUUAGCUAAGGCUUUCCCUAUCUGUUUCAGUGCUAUGUAUCGGAUGCUACUCAAUGUUGCGUUUGGUUUGUCUAAUUAAUUAGCUGGGGCUGUUUUGGAUUGUGAUGAACUAAAUUGGUGGUUAAUAUCAAUGGUGAAAUCUUUGAAUUA
Phragmites australis (common reed) is the source of this 655-nucleotide messenger RNA. Its product is annotated as small ribosomal subunit protein eS27. The record is from RefSeq and is a predicted model, not a curated record. Gene Ontology annotation, molecular function: structural constituent of ribosome; RNA binding. Bases 143 to 403 code for a protein of 86 amino acids. Gene Ontology annotation, biological process: ribosomal small subunit assembly; translation. Lineage: Eukaryota; Viridiplantae; Streptophyta; Magnoliopsida; Poales; Poaceae. The transcript has 4 exons. Gene Ontology annotation, cellular component: ribosome; cytosolic small ribosomal subunit.